AUGUCGGGGCCUAGAAAAAUUCAAGAACUGACAGGCUCAUCAUCUAGGCGACUCUCAAUAGCUAAACUAGCUAGAUCACCUAUUUCGGAAUCACCAAUUACUUCGCCGUCAAUUAGAAAUGGAAUACACUCUCAUUCGUUUACUGCUAAUUCUCCGUUUUUGAAAGAAGAUUCUUCAAGAAAUUAUAAUGAAUGUAUAGAAUCUUCAUCGUCUAAGUCAUCGAGUAAAUAUAAUGGUAGUGAAGUGUUCCAUAGUGGAAAUGAGGUUGCUGAUAUUCCAACCCUGAAUGGAGUGGAAACAGAUUUCUCUACAGGGAUGGAUGAUCCUAAGAUUAUAAAGCAAGUCCAUAAGCAUUUAAAAGAUCAAAAAGUGAAUGCGUUGCAAAUGGAGGGAGGUGAUAUUACUAGAGAUUUAUAUAAAAUAGCGGAUCAGGAAUAUAGGCCCAAAGCUCCAAAACGUUCUCGUAGUUUGUCAUCAUCCGAAAUGGAAACCCGAAGAAGAGGGUCGACUGCUAGCUCGCUUAAUGUUCCUGGUGGUUUUAGAAGACAAUUUAUUAUGAACAAUACCCUUAGAACCAGGAAUCCAAAUUUUUUAACCAAAAAUUUCGUUGAAUUCUUGAGUAUUUAUGGACAUUUUGCGGGUGAAGAUUUAGAGGAUCAAAAUGAUUUAAUAGCAUGUCAUUAUAAGGCACAUAUACCCAAUUUUGAUGACAGUAUUGAUGAAGAAUCAUUAUUGUUGCCUAAUCAAGAAUCUGUAAAGAUUAAUGCAAAGGGUACUGCUACUGAUAAGAAGGCUUAUUUCCUAUUAUUGAAGGCAUUCAUUGGCACUGGUGUGUUAUUUUUACCUAAAGCAUUUUCAAACGGUGGUUUAAUGUUCUCAUCACUUGUUUUAGCGUUCUUUGGAUUAUUAUCCUUUUGGUGUUAUUUGAUUUUGAUUCACGCUAAAUUAGCCACUAAAGUAUCAAGUUUUGGUGAUAUUGGGCUAAAAUUGUAUGGCAAAUGGUUGCAGCAAUUGAUUUUAACUUCAAUUAUCAUCUCUCAGAUUGGAUUUGUUGCUGCUUAUAUUGUUUUCACUUCAGAGAAUUUAAAAGCUUUUGUUGGAAGUGUGACUAGUAUUAACACUAGCGAUAUCCAUAUCAUGUACUUUAUUUUAAUUCAAUUGAUCAUUUUUUUGCCGCUUUCGUUGAUUAGAGAUAUAACUAAAUUAUCAUUACUGGCAUUGUUGGCAAACAUAUUUAUUCUUAUUGGAUUGGUGACUAUAUUGUACUACAGCUUUUAUGAGCUAUUGUUUUUAAACCACGGGGCAUUUGGUAAGGACAUUGAAUUCUUUUUCAAUAAAGAAAGCUUUUCUUUAUUCAUAGGUGUCUCUAUAUUUGCGUUUGAAGGUAUAGGCUUAAUUAUUCCCAUUCAAGAAUCAAUGAUCUACCCGAAUAACUUUCCAAGGGUAUUGUUUCUGGUGAUUGCAACUAUCUCGACAAUCUUCAUUGGGAUUGGUUCUUUGGGUUAUCUCACCUUUGGUAAGUAUGUGAAGACAGUGAUCAUAUUAAAUUUACCGCAAGAUUCUCCAUUCGUUAUUAUGGUUCAAUUGUUAUAUGCAUUUGCUAUUUUACUUUCGACGCCAUUGCAAUUGUUCCCAGCAAUCAGAUUAGUAGAACUGAAAUUGUUCACAAAAACUGGGAAAUAUUCAUUAAGAGUAAAAUGGCUAAAGAAUUUCUUUAGAUUUGGUUUUGUCUUACUCACAGCUGUAGUGGCUUUGGUGGGUGGUCAAAACUUAGAUAGAUUUGUUUCUUUUGUAGGAUGUUUUGCAUGUAUCCCACUUGUUUAUAUGUACCCCCCUAUUUUACAUUUGAAGAGUUGUUGCAAAUACAGCGAUACUUUUAAUCAAGCUGAAAAUAGAAAGAGGUUUUGGUUGGGGUGCUUGGAUUGUAUUCUAGUUGUGAUUGGUGGUGUUGCAAUGAUAUAUACUACAUAUCAGAUUGUGGUAGGUUGA
This is a messenger RNA of Debaryomyces hansenii CBS767, 1989 nucleotides long. It is a transcript of the gene AVT4, whose product is annotated as Avt4p. NCBI's taxonomy places the organism in Eukaryota, Fungi, Ascomycota, Pichiomycetes, Serinales, Debaryomycetaceae. Gene Ontology annotation, biological process: amino acid transmembrane transport. Gene Ontology annotation, molecular function: amino acid transmembrane transporter activity. The coding region runs from base 1 to 1989 and encodes 662 amino acids. The transcript has a single exon. The record is from RefSeq and is a predicted model, not a curated record.